AUGUCAUUUUCCUUUUUGUACCCUUGCAUCAUACAGCGUUCAUUUUUGGAUACCACUUCGAAUAAAAGUUGCAGCCUAAAAAGGUGGUUUUACGAUUCGCGAACGGAAGAGUUAACCUGCGUGUGUACAGUAAACGAUUCCACAACAGUAAACGGACAGCUGCUACAGAUUGGUACAGCAAGAGCGAUUCCUUCGAUAUCAGAAUCCAAGUUUCGAGCACUAAGUAGCGUCAAGCAAGGGCAGUAUGAAUUUGAACUGAAAAUUGUGACUGCAUUGCCUCCCGCGGCAACCGUUCAGAAUCUUGUGAGUGCAGCUUUGCAAAACAUUAAUGCUCAUCCUGAAUCUGUACAACAAAUGACCAUAGAGCCGUGCCGAAUUCGUUGA
This is a messenger RNA of Dicrocoelium dendriticum, 384 nucleotides long. The record is from the annotation of a GenBank genome assembly. Lineage: Eukaryota; Metazoa; Platyhelminthes; Trematoda; Plagiorchiida; Dicrocoeliidae.